AAAAAAACCCGCGUGCCCUGCAAAAUUUAGCUCCGCGGAUGAAUUGGCCCUAAGUGGCGUUCCUACGGCCUCGCAGCGGCAAGGAAUCUUUGCUGGGCCCCGCCAGGACUGCGGCGCACGACUGGCCGAGUUUCGCGGCGUCUCGCUAGACGGCUGUGACGUCGAGAGCCCUCCUUGAAAAACACCGGCAGCUGGCAGGGAAACGGGCGCCCGCGGUCGAAUUGAAGGGCCGCCAUGGACUCCUCGUACGGCGCGCCCGCCGCGGCCGACGACCAGGGCCAUCUUCAUGCCUUACUCAAGCUGUCCAACGAGGACGCCCCGCCGCCGCCUCCUGCGCGAGGAGAGCACCCCGCGCUAAGCAUGAUGCGCCGGUCGCCGCCGACGACGCCGCCGCAAGUGCGCAAGUCGCUCCAGGAGGCGACGCCGAGUCCGCCGCGCGUGCCGCGCGUGCGGCCCGGUUCGACGGGAUCCACGACCGCGUCGUCCAUAAGCGACUCCGUCAACAGCGUCAGUGUCAGCACCCCCUCGAUAGCCGAGCGCUCCAUGCGCAAGAUGAUUUCCAAUCUGGGCCCGCCGCGCUCCAUACAUAUGGAAGACGAGGACCCCACGAAACCCGUCAAGUGGCGCUCGUUGCGGUCUCGAGGCGCCAAGCUCUACGCCUGGGCCACCGCCGCUCGAUUGAGCGCCGAAGGGCGGGGCGCGGGCGUCAACCUCGGCUUCGAUCCGGCCUCGCCAGUGCAAUCCAUAAAAAAGAUGGAGAAGGAGGCGUCCGAGACGUCGCUGGAGCUGAUGCGCAUUAAAGCUACUCGCAAGCAGCAGCUCGGCGAGAAGGCUAAAAGAGAAAGAGCUCUGGCCCUCGAGGCUACCACUAGAAUGUUGGAUUACCUCGCGGCCGGCGGCGGCGAGGCCCAGAUGGGCUCCCGCUUAAGCAUAGACGCUUUGCGGGAAAUCGGCGCGUCCGACGAGAUCUCGUCGGAAGAUCGGCGGCGGUCGCGGCAUCAUCGCAGAGGGUCGUCCGCGGGUUCGACCAUCAGCGACGCCGACUCCUACGGCGAGUCCUUCGCGUCGAACAGCUACUCCGAUCGCCAGGCGCACCCCCUGUUCACGCGGAGCGCCCAGAAGGCGCCGCGCGAUGCGGACUCGUCCGACGACGACGGGGCCGGCGGCGCCCUGGCGUCGCAUCUGGCGACGUUCAAAUUCCGACGAGCACUAGACGCGGCCGCGGGCAGCCACAAGGAGCAGCAGGACCUGAAGACGGUGCUCGGGAAUAGCAAAGCCCAGCCGCGACUGUCCGGUGCAGCUCAAAGAGCCGCGGCGGCCUUCGCCGCGCGAGGCGGCGGCCGGAAAGAGCCCAGGGCACCGCCCUGGAGCCCCUUCCAGGAGGAGCUCGCGCCGCAGAGCAUUGGUCUCGAGUUAUCCGACGACGAGGCCCCGAAGCGCGCCCACCGGCGGCAGCCGUCGCAGGAGGUGCCUAGGUUAGGCGCCGAGGCGCCGAGGAAGGCGCGCGUCGAAUUGUGGCCCGAGACGGAGGCCGUGUUGAGGCUGCACGCGGCGAUCGCGCGGGGCGACGCGCGGGCCGUGCGCGCCGCGGCCGUGGAAGGUGCGAGAGGCGGCCCCGUCGGGGCCUUUGCUACCAUGGCGCGAGCUUUGCAUGUCGCGGCCGCUAGGGACGGGGCCUUCGGCGCGCCGCGCGCCGGCGUGGUGGAGCUGCUCGUGUCUCUAGGAGCCGACGCCUGCGCGCCGGACGCCAUCGGGGCCACACCUUUACAUGUGGCGGCGGCCUGCGGCAACGCCUCGGCGCUGGCUGCUUUGUUACGCUCCGCGACAUGUGAUAAUGACGACGGCGACGGCGCGGCCGAGCAGGCCGCGGCGCGCCGGUGCCACGCCGGGCUCACUCCUCUCGAGGUGUCGCUGACGCGGCGCCGCGACGCGCGCGAGCUCUUCGCUUCCCUGUUGUGUCGCGCUAGAGCGUUUGACGUCGACUUUACCGAUGGCCCCCUCGGCAUCAAGCUGGCGUUAGUCAGGCACACGAUACCUCGCUCGGCGCCUGCUGGUGGCCUAUUUGCGCCGGCGCCGCCGUCCACCCGACCGCCGCCGCCGCCGCCGCCGCCGCCCCUCUCUUCGCGGCGGCGCCGCCCGUCGUCGGAGGACGGCGAGCGGCCGCUCGUCGCCAUGGACAAGCCGCCGCGGCGCCACCGUCGGACGGCGUCGGACGGCGCCGCCCCGUGGCAGGACGACGCUUCUCGCAGAGCGGCGCGCCACGCGCGGCGGCUCCGCUCGUUGGCGCGGGAGCGCGGCGCCCCCGUGCCGCCGCCCAUCCCCGAGCUCCGGCGCAAGUCCAACGGCGAGGCGGCCGACGACUUCUGCGGUCCCAGAGCACCUCCGGCCCGGACCUUGUUGGUCUCCUCCGUGUCCGACUCCUCGCAAGCGAGAGGUUUGCUCGAGCCGGGCGACCAGCUCCUCGCGCUGAACGGUCUGGUGCUCGCGCCGCCGGACGAGGCGGGCUUCCAGGCGCUGAUGGGCCGCAUCAAGACGCUGAGCCGCCCCUUGCGGGCGACGUUCGUGGCGGGGUCGUUCCCCCACUUGUCGGUGGAGGACGACCCGUGCAUCGAUCUAUUGACGCGCUUCUCGCCGGCGCCGCGGCCCGAGAACCAGGACGACGAGCCGCGCUGAUCUCCUUUCCUCCCCUUGUGUGGUAGUUUGGUGUACUAACUCCUCU
Molecule: messenger RNA, 2719 nt
Organism: Pelagomonas calceolata
Lineage: Eukaryota; Pelagophyceae; Pelagomonadales; Pelagomonadaceae
Source: the annotation of a GenBank genome assembly